AUGAGUGAAAAUAGAUAUAUUAAUAUGACGCAAAAAGAAAAGGAUAAUUUAUGUGAUGGUAUAAAUUUUCAAAAUACUUUAGAACAAUUACAAAUUCUGGAUCAGCGUAAUCAAUCUCCAUCAUUAAAACGGCAUCGGACCAAUGGAAGUGAAUAUCAAUAUGAUGAUGAUCGCGACAUUGUAAACAAUGAUAAUGGAAAUUAUUAUCAACAACAACAAAAAAACUCCAGAUACAAAAAAAGAAAUAAUUACUCGAUAACUGAUCAAUCAUUAACAACCAAUAGUAGAACAUUUACAAAUUCAAAUUCAAAUACCACCAUAAAUAGAAUUUCUCAACAACGUAGGAAUACAAUAGGUGAUAGCAACGACUCAUAUAAUAAACACUAUGAAAAUCAUGAAGAUGUAUUUCGUAUUUCAAAUCAAGCACUGACCUAUGCAGCAUCAACACAUCUGCAGCCUAUUAAAAUAGAAUGUGAGCCAAAGAUGAAAGAUCAAAAGGAAGCAGCUAAAUUCAUUCAACAUUUCUUUAAAUUUAUCGAAAAAGAUUUUUACCUACAGAAUAUUAAUCAUAAAAAACCGGCUGGUUUUGAACAAUGGUGGAUUGACAAGGAAGGUAAUAUUCAAGGAACAACAAAAGUAAUUGAUUUAUAUGUAUUUUUAUGCAACCCACAACGUUAUCCAAAAGAAAUUAAUGAUAUUAAAAUUACUCCUCAUCCACCCAAACAUCUACCUCCACAAAGAUCUGUCAUUUUAAAAUGGAUUAAAAAUUCAAUUUCACGUAAUGAACUAAAAGAAGAAUUAGAAUUUAAAUUUAAAUCAAUUUAUUCUAUACAAGAUAUUAUUGGAACUCUGAAUACACGAAAUAGACAUGUACGAAUUGAUUUUCAAGAUGAAACGGAAUAUAAUACAAUAUUGAAUAGUGGUAAAGUAUCCAUUUAUGGUCAAUUAAUUGAUUGCGAUGAGUAUCUUCCUGCACCAAAAUUAUUAAUAUGUUCUAAAUGCAACACACCUGGACAUACAAAAAGAGUAUGUACAUAUUCACAAGUUGAAUUAUGUAGAAGGUGUGGUAAAGAUCGUAAUGGAAAAGAAGAUCACAAUUUAUGUGAGGUAAAAUGUCACCAUUGCGGUGGACCGCACACCUCAACUGAUUAUUCAUGUCCAUUUAUUCAAAAAUAUCGUCGCGAACUUGUACUUGAAUUAAGAAAUCGUCCCGAUUUACUUCCUGCUGAAGCUCAGCUAUUUAUACCAACUGAAUGUCGUGAAAGUGGUAAAAUAACAAAGAUUUUAAAAAAUAAAUCAGCACAAUAUCAACAAUUUAAUAAAAAUCAACAUUAUCAAUCAUUUAAUCAUCUCAGUUCGGAUCAUCAAAAUCAAUGGCCUUCAUUACCAUACUCAUCAUAUUACUCAUCAAAAUCAGAUUCAAAUACGAACGUAAAUGAAACGAUCAAAUCACUAAAUGAUGAACUAAAAACGUUAAAAGAAACCUAUGCUGCUGAACAAAAAAAAUUAGAAGAAAAAUACAAAAACCAUUUAAAUUCAAUGAAUCAAUGCUGGCUAAUUAUGCAACAACAAAUUCAAACUCAAACUGAAAUGUUCACUUCAAUGGAUGGUAUUAUUAAUUCUAUAGUAUUUUCUACAUGUACAAGUUUAAUGGAAAGUUUAACUCAAAUUGUCAGAAAAUUAAAAAAUGAUAAUAAUCAAAAUGAAUUUGAACCAAUACUUCUUCUAUUACAACAACAGCUUCUUCUUACUAAUGAUAAAAAAUCCACGUACAUAUCGCAUCAAAUGAAAUUAAAUCAAUUAGCUGAAAAACAGCGUGCAGUACUUGAUAUAGCAUUGAAUUCAAUUAUCAAACAACCAAAUGAACUGUGA
This is a messenger RNA of Rotaria sp. Silwood2, 1872 nucleotides long. The record is from the annotation of a GenBank genome assembly. Lineage: Eukaryota; Metazoa; Rotifera; Eurotatoria; Philodinida; Philodinidae.